GCUGGGCCUCCAAAACGGCGACCGCCAUCACCAACACCAACACACACCACCCUUUGCACACUCUCAUCGCUGUACAUACUAUACAGAACGUCGCAAAGAUCACGGAAUCACGAAAUCGCAAUCGCAAUGCAGGCUCUCCGCUUCCAAGUGCCACGCGCAGCCCGCGCAUUCUCCACCACCCCUGCCCGACCACUUGCGAAGAUGCAGCUCAUCGGCCGUUUGGCUGACCAGCCUGAGCUCGUUGAUACAUCCACUGGACGUCAGCUCGUCAAGUACGCGCUGGGCGUAAACAAGGGUCCAAGAGAUGAAAACGGAGUUCAAGGCGUGAGCUGGUUCAAGGUCGCAAGCUUUCUCGACGACGGACCACAGAGAGAUCUCCUGCUCAGUCUGCCGAAAGGAACACAACUCUUCGUUGAGGCAGAGGCGAGGAUGGACACUUACGAGGUCGAAGGCCAGAAGCGCACUUCUCUCAAUCUGCUUCAGCGCUCCUUCGAGGCACUCCAGCGACCACGUCAAGUGCAAGAGGAAGAUGCCAACACAGCCCAGCAGGCCGCUGCCGGCCAAUAGGUGAAUCAUGCCGCUUGAAGUUGGCACACUGUGUAUGACGAAGUCGAUUUGGUAGAAUACCCACGGUCCUGGAACGGAUAGCAAAGAGUAGGCGCGAGCUUGAAUGUAUUAUGUUUUGCCAAAAGAGCAAGAAUUAGCCCGGAUGGAUGUGUAUCUCAUAUGUAAAUGGAGAAUGCGAACGCUCUCAACUCUUGCAAGAGUGAUGAUUGCUAGUGCAUACUA
Pseudocercospora fijiensis CIRAD86 is the source of this 789-nucleotide messenger RNA. RefSeq lists its product as uncharacterized. Gene Ontology annotation, molecular function: single-stranded DNA binding. The record is from RefSeq and is a predicted model, not a curated record. The transcript is spliced from 3 exons. NCBI's taxonomy places the organism in Eukaryota, Fungi, Ascomycota, Dothideomycetes, Mycosphaerellales, Mycosphaerellaceae. Bases 127 to 567 code for a protein of 146 amino acids. Gene Ontology annotation, biological process: DNA replication.